Molecule: messenger RNA, 1237 nt
Organism: Anopheles aquasalis
Lineage: Eukaryota; Metazoa; Arthropoda; Insecta; Diptera; Culicidae
Source: RefSeq, a predicted model, not a curated record
UGUGUGCAGGGGGUGUAGGGACGCUAGAAAACAAGUUGCGGGAGUUGCUGGAGUUGCGCUGUAAAAAAAACUGUACGCCCGUAAAAACUGCAUCCUAGACGCGCCCAUCCUAGAGUUUCACAGGAGCCGUGGUUCGAUAAAAGAGUAAAAGGAUAUGCCUAUCGUCUGUGCGAGUAAAGAUGAAUCAGUACAAAAGUGAAAAACAGUUGGCAUACCUGUACCCGCUUAUCGCGACCUUAUCUUUCGUAACUUGCAUAUCUACCACCGUGGCCUGGCAGCAUUGGGCAUAUGUUUUGGAUACUUGUAUCGAGACGAAUUGUGGCUGCAUUCUCCAUGGACGCUCCACUCCAACCUUUUUUACCGGUGGCCAUGUGGCCUAUUGUCACUGGGCUGCUUACGGAUUGGUGCUGCCCAUAAUCUUUUGCUUCAUUUUUGGCAUUUUCCACGUAUCGCGCGUGUUCUUCGGCCGUCGUCGACCGCGCCCAGGGACUGCUUCUGUCCGGCAAAGAUCUGGCGACAUUAUCGUGAUGACCACGAAAACUGACGUCGAGGAAGACGACAUCAAUCCCUACUACUGGAUCCCGGCCAGUGUGAUCGGCAGUCUGAUGGCAGUUUUAACACUCGUCCACGCAGCCAUGUACCUGGAUGGAUUUUUGAAUACCUGCAACCAACAACGCUAUGAGUUAAUCAAAUAUAUCCAUGCCAACGGCAGCCUAGUCCCCAUCAUUCAGAGUCGCAUAUCGUGCUCAUCCGUUUUGGACUUUAUGGAUUAUCUGCAUCAGGAUGUUUCCUUCGACAGGCGACGGGAGGGACGAAUCAAUACCGCUGCCGCACUGAUCAUUGGCUUGAUAUGUUCAUGGACCUGCAUUCUUCUGUGGAUUUGGACCGUGGUCAUUAACGCGAAAAGGGCCAGAGCCAGUCGGAGAUUGCGCAUCUGAGCGCAUUUCCCAUGCAAGGGAAAAGUGCUCAGUUUGGAAGCAGCUGUUUAAGCAGUAUUGCCUUUAGCUAAACCCUCCGCCAUCCAUUAAGAAAUCCCUUAAGUGCCUUUAAACAUACCUCACAUCACAAUGCGUAAAAGCUAUAAAAUCCUCCGUGCAAGAUCGCAUCAUUUUAUAUUUUAUAUCGUAACAAAACAAGUGCGUCCAUUGUAGCUUUAGUGUAGCAUUCCACAUGUGUUUUACAUUUUGACUGUUUUUUCAAUGACAGUGGCAAAUAAAUCAUAAGCACCCUAAAUCAA